Molecule: messenger RNA, 419 nt
Organism: Staurois parvus
Lineage: Eukaryota; Metazoa; Chordata; Amphibia; Anura; Ranidae
Source: the annotation of a GenBank genome assembly
UUAUAACAUUUUGCAAACAGGUAAUUGUUCUCCUUCACUGAUGUGUGUUGAUGAGGAUGCACUGAUAGGUAGCACUGAUGGGCACUGAUAGGUAGCACUGAUGGGCACUGAUAGGCAGCACUGAUGGGCACUGAUAGGGUGCACUGAUGAGGUGGCACUGAUGAAGCAGCACUGGUGGGCAUUGAUGAGGAGGCACUGAUGAUACUGUACUGAUAGGCAACACUGAUGGGCACUGAUAGGCAGCACUGAUGAGCACUACUGGCAGCACUUAUGGUCACUGCUGGGCGGCACUGACUGAUGGCACUGAUGGGCGCAACUGCUGGGCGGCACUGAUGGGCAGCUCUGAUGGGUGGCACUGCUGGGCACUCAUGGGUAGCACUGAUAAUCAGUGCCCUGAUUAUCAGUGCAGGUCUGCUCUG